AAAAAAAAAAUAAUAAUAGUCACGAGUAGAGAUUUAGUUGAUAAGCAAGCGAAAGAAAAGAAAAAAAAAAGUUUGGCGAGAUAGAGAGAUAGCGAGAGCGAAAGAGAGCGAGUUAGAGCGGCAUUUAAUUUAUGCAAAUGAAAAGCGCACAAAAGGCGGCAUCAACAACAUCAACAACAGCAACAGCAACAACAACAACAACGCGAAGCGACAGCAAACAAAUUCGAAAUUAAUUUGCGUUGCAUAACAAAAGAAGGGAAAAAGGCGCGGGGAGCAUAAUGUGAAGCCAAAUGGAAAGCCAAAUGAAAAUGAAAAUGAAGUGCAAAAAGUGUCAAGCAAAAAGAAUUCAAUUCAAAAUAGCAAAGCGUUAAACAAUACGAACAACUACAACAACAACAACAACAACGACAUCAACAAGAAAACAACAGAAUAACCAACGAGAAGUCUAAGGAAAGAGAUAAAAGAUAGCAACCGAAAAGGAAAGAGACAGCAAUAGCAGCGAGUGCGGGCGAAAAAGAAAAAGUGACGGUCGACGGACAUUUUGUGUGAGUGUCGCGUUUCAUUUGCGUUGCGUUCCAUUCCGUUCCAUUCCGUUUCGUUUGCGUUCCGUUUGCGUUCCGUUUCGCUCUUCGGCUGCACUUCCAAUGGCUGUCAGUUCCUUAUGAUGGAGACAUUUCUUGUCCUGGGCCUGUGUUUUAUCCUGUACGAAGCAUUGGAUUUCUUUCAAGGCUGCAUACACAGCAACACGCCCUCACCGAGCGACCAAAUCGAGGCCUAUCGCCGCGAACUCGACGAACAGCGCCAGCAGCAGCAGCAGGAACAAUUCCUGGCCGGUCUCACUCCACUGCUGGGCGCCCAAUUUGCCGCCGCAGCCGCCGCUGCCGCUGGCUCCCAAUCGACGCUCAGCAGCACCACGCCCACCGCCUCCACGGCGAGCGUCAUCAGUGAUUCGUACGAACAAGAGAACUCUCAAUCCCAAUCGCAAUCGCAAUCGCAAUCCCAAUCGCAGUCACAAUCACAGCAACCGCAUUCGUUGAGCACUCCGGGAUUGUUUCGACCCGCUGCAUUGGGUUAUUACGAUCCUGAGGAUCCGUUGCAUGCCACAUCGUCGCUGCCACGCGACUAUUACUAUCUGCAGCAGCAGCAGCUGAAGAACAAGGCCAGCUCCAAGUCGCUGCUCUCGAAGUUCUCCUCCACCAACUCCGACAAUCGCAUCCAUCCCGAGGCCGCCCACGGUGUCUUGGGUGUCCCUGCAUCGGCGGUGAUUACCACACAACCGCUGCCAGUCGCUGGGGAAUCGGUGGCUAGCUUGGGUCUCUUCGAUUGCCAGCCACAGUUGGUGCCACUGCUGCCCGGUUCGCCGCUGCUGCUCGAACUUAAGCGAGCCAUCAUCAGCACGAACAACUGCAACGGAAUUCAACAGCAACAGAAGUCGACGCACUUCAACGAGGACGAAGAACCGCUCAGCGAUAACGAUAACGAUAACGUUUGUCCGCAGUGCGAAGAGGAGGAGGACAACGACAACGACAACGACGACGAAGACGAUCUAUCCAUCUGUGGCAGCAGCUCCAACGGUUCCAGUUCGAACAACUCGUGCAACUCGCCAGCUGGUGCCGCAAAUAGCGAGCCGAAUAUUUGCGCUGCGGCUGCCGCAGUUGCACAGCAGCUGCCGCGCAUUCAUCACAUUGCCAUCGACGACAUUGGCAUCGGCGGCAUCGGUGGACAGUCAGCGUCCAGUGGCGAGGCAAGUCACAGCCUGGCCACAGCGAGUUCCAGCUCCAGUUCGCACGCCGACUUUCGGGAGAUCGAGUGCGAGCGACUGCGACGCAACCGUUUUGGUGCAACCGAAACUCAACACAACAGCUGCACACGCAUUCGCAUGGUAUCUCCUGAUUACUAGUAAGCUUACCAAUUGUUUCUAAUGGUGUGAGAUAGUUUGAUUAACGCACGUUGAGCGCCUUAGCUGUUGCCAACAAUGCGAUAGUCUGACAUGGGCGAGUUCUCAAUUCGUAGAGAUGUUUCCACAACACCUCUAACCCACUUUGGGCGCCAUAGUAAAUGUUCUACUACUACUGUGGCGCCCAACGUGAGUAACCCAUAACUAAGUUCCCCUUUUGCGAAUCGUAUGAAACUGAAGAGUGAUAUUCGAGGCUGACUGAAUCAAAUGAAGACUGAUUUGCUGACUGCUUCGACUGGUUUUACCUGAUGUUUUAAGUGGUGUGAGAUAGUUUGCUGUACGCACAUUGGCCACGCCAUAGUUGUUGCUAACGUUGUGAUAGUCUGACGUGAUUGAGUUCUCAGUUCUUAGCUAUAUUUCUACGACAUCUGUGACUCACGUUGGGCGCCAUAGAGUAUUUGGGUAAUAUGGCGCCCAACGUGGAAUCACCAAUAACUGAUUUUUUCUUUUAAAACUGAAUAGUGCAACUCGAGGCUGACUGAACCAUAUGAAGACUGAUCUGGUGACUGCUUCGUUCGACAUUUGCAUUUAAUGUCAGUCAAUGAAAUCAAAGUUGCAAAACUUGUGUAACUGAGAGAUAAUGAUAACUGUACACAUGUGGCAUGCCACUUGCAUUCAUAACUUUUGCCUCCCACCAGUUCUAGCACUGCGAACAGAACAUAUUCAGAGCUCUUCAGUACACACAGUUCACUCGUCGUUGUUUUGAGUUUUGCUUUUUCGAGAUUUCGCUCACAACAAAAUGCUAACUAGCUUGACAA
Messenger RNA from Drosophila nasuta, 2715 nucleotides. RefSeq lists its product as uncharacterized. NCBI's taxonomy places the organism in Eukaryota, Metazoa, Arthropoda, Insecta, Diptera, Drosophilidae. The coding region runs from base 662 to 1900 and encodes 412 amino acids. The transcript is spliced from 3 exons. The record is from RefSeq and is a predicted model, not a curated record.